AUGACCCUUGACCAAAAUGUUUUCAUGACCCUGGCUAUCCAAGAAGCUCAGAAAGACGAUGCCCAACCUAAUGGCUCUGUUGACAAGAGCGAGCUGCCUAUUCAGCAGGGCAGCGCUUCGGUGCCCUCAUACGGAACCGCUGGCCAGGAUGCGGAAGAGGCGAGUUCAGCAGUCGACUUGCCAAAGCACAAGCGCAAGAAACAGUAUUGCCGUGACACCGAGGACGACAUGAUGCAGUCGGAUGAGCUGGGUGCAAUGGAGGAACAGAUGACGACUGAAGUGAAGCAAAAAUUUGACACGGAUCGUACCACGGAUACGACAAGCCACGAGGAUGGUAAACCGGUGCACGACCCAGCACCAGUCAAGUCGGCGACCGAGAUAAAGCGAACGGAUAAGGACAUUAUCCAGAGAAUUGAAUAUCUCGGCCUCAAUCCCGGUCACGGGCCUAACCCCGAAUGCGAAAAUCACUCCUCUUUGUCUUUCCAAGGUUCACAGAAACGUUGGACUCUUAAGGAAGACGAAUUUCUCGAGACCCUCCGGGAUGGAUACAACGUGGAUAAGUUUGGCAUGGGGCGAACCGCAAAUGCGCUUCGUGCUACAGUAGACGGGUAUAUCUACGACAAGCUGCGGCCGAAGCCAAAGCCGAGACCAGCGGCUCUUUGGACAAGAACUCCCCAGACCGAUUCGCAGACCUUGGCCAGCUUGAGGUGA
Messenger RNA from Trichoderma atroviride IMI 206040, 711 nucleotides. RefSeq lists its product as uncharacterized. Lineage: Eukaryota; Fungi; Ascomycota; Sordariomycetes; Hypocreales; Hypocreaceae. The record is from RefSeq and is a predicted model, not a curated record.